This is a messenger RNA of Didymosphaeria variabile, 2775 nucleotides long. It is a transcript of the gene SPC98, whose product is annotated as Microtubule-nucleating Tub4p (gamma-tubulin) complex component. NCBI's taxonomy places the organism in Eukaryota, Fungi, Ascomycota, Dothideomycetes, Pleosporales, Didymosphaeriaceae. Bases 1 to 2775 code for a protein of 924 amino acids. The transcript is spliced from 2 exons. Gene Ontology annotation, biological process: mitotic cell cycle; microtubule nucleation; cytoplasmic microtubule organization. The record is from RefSeq and is a predicted model, not a curated record. Gene Ontology annotation, cellular component: spindle pole; equatorial microtubule organizing center; gamma-tubulin small complex. Gene Ontology annotation, molecular function: gamma-tubulin binding; microtubule minus-end binding.
AUGGCCUCGUUCAACCGGGAACGCGUCGAACACGCGUUGAACGAGCUGCUCGUACGCAUUGUGCCCGAAGACCCUGAUGAGGACGAAGACGUAGCCAACGAACGUUACGAUGCCGCGUACGACCACGCCUACAGAGAGCUCAGCGGUGCCGGCGAGCUUCCCGUUGUCGCAGACAUAAGCCAUGUCGCCAGCCAGAUCGACCGACGAUUGCUGUCCGAUGUGGGCGGCGCGCAGAAAAGUGCACGCUUCAACAACCUCCUGUCGCGUCUGGUGUCGCAGCCGGUGCUCGACCAGAAAUGGCGCAUGCUCUACUUUCUCAACGAGCUAUCCGAUUUACCACGCGCACCCGAAUCCUCAGAACGCCGUGGCCGCGUACAUGACCCGGCGACGCCUCCACAGCACGAAUCUAGCAAUGGAAGAAGCUCGCGCAGCCCAGCUUUUCGUGACGCUUUCGCGCGGCCCGGUCUUGCACAGAUACCUGUCAAUGAAGGUGGCCCUGAUGAAUAUCCCCAGUUAGGAGCUACUCGUCCAGUAGCAAUUGCGGAAAGGGCAGGACGGCUAGAACGGCCGCGCGAAAGGCGGGCACAAGACGCCGCAAAGGAGCCUAUGACCGACGGAGAGCAAACACAUGGGACAGGAGACCCUACUGAGCCUGCGCUCCUGCGAGACUUGCCCUUCACCUUGCAAGGGCUGUCGUCUACCAACCUCGCCUUUUCUUCAUCCACCGCCAUCAAGCUGCCGUCGUCUCUGCCUGUGCCGCUCGUGAGCCUGCUGCACACCCUCGCGGAGCCCUCUCUUCUAUAUCGUGGGCUUUCAGAAUUCGUGGAGUCGACCGAAGGAGGCUUGGUGGGACAGAGCUUUCGUUCGGCACUGGGCAAAGAGCUGAGAUCGUAUCUGGGCCUCGUCGCAACUUUGGAAGGGCAGAUCCGGAGGGCCCUGGCGCAGUUAGACGAUGCACAGCCGCACCAUGGCAUCGGUAAAGCUGGAGUAACACUCAAGCGCUGCGUUAUAUGGACUCGCGAAGCCACACAAGGACUUCGGCUGAUGAGCCUGAUGGUGGAAGAAUCGAGAAGAAAGAAAGGCGGAGAGCUCAUAACACUCAUCCACUCCUUCUCACUGUCUCACGGUGAUCCUUAUGUUGGAACCUUUGCUGAGCGGCUGCUCUCUCACGUCACACGCCCAUUCUACGAUAUGUUGCGACAAUGGAUCUAUGAUGGCGAGCUUGCAGAUCCAUUCGGCGAAUUCUUUGUUUACGAGCAGAGCGAAGAGGACAUCAACGAAGCAGCUUUGGCUAACAGCAACGAAGGCAAGGGGGGUGCGACAAGCGUUUGGGAAGACAAGUACAAGCUGAACGAGAAGAUGAUACCGACCAUCAUCACAGAAGAAUUCGCGAACAAAGUUUUCCUAAUCGGAAAGACGCUCAAUUUUAUCCGCUACGGCUGUGGAGACGCAGCGUGGGUGGACACAUAUUCAAAGGAAGCCUCCAAAGAACUGCACUAUGGCGACACGGCCAACCUCGAGCAGUCAAUCGGCGAUGCAUACAAGACGACCAUGGCUCGGUUGAUCGAUCUGAUGGCGAAUAAGUUCAAAUUGUUUGAACACUUACAGGCACUGAAGAAGUACCUGCUGCUCGGUGCGGGAGAUUUCAUAGCUGUCCUAAUGGAGUCACUGUCGGCAAACCUAGAUCGUCCUGCCAAUACGCAGUACAGACAUACGCUCACGGCACAGCUCGAGCAUGCCGUGCGAAAUUCCAACGCCCAGUUCGAUUCGCCCGAUGUGCUUCGCCGCCUCGACUCCCGUAUGCUUGAGCUAUCCCACGGCGAAAUUGGCUGGGAUGUCUUCACGCUCGAAUAUAAGAUAGACGCGCCUGUGGACGUAAUCGUUACGCCCUUCGGCUCAAAGCAGUACCUCAAGGUUUUCAACUUUCUUUGGCGCGUCAAACGCGUGGAGUUUGCCUUAGGCUCUACGUGGCGACGUUGUAUGACCGGUGCUCGGGGUGUAUUGGGCACCGUCUCUGACAAGCUCGGAUCAGACUGGAAAAAGGUUCGCUGUGGUAUUGCAGAGAUGGUUCAUUUUGUCGACCAGCUGCAGUACUACAUCCUUUUCGAAGUCAUCGAGUCAUCCUGGAAUGAGCUUCAAGAAGCUCUGCACAAACCAGAGAGUACGCUCGACGAUAUGAUAGAAGCGCAUGCCAAGUACUUGAACAGCAUUACGCGGAAAGGCCUGUUGGGAAGUCAGAGCACUGAUUUCACAGGGCAGCUCCACGAGCUUUUAAAGACAAUGCUCGCAUACAAGGAUGCUGUUGACGGUCUGUAUUCCUUCUCCGUAGCCGAAUUUACUCGGAUCCAGGAGCAGGCCGCAAGGAUUGAAACACGCACAGCAGCCGGCCGCUGGGGACUCACCGAGCGAGACACCUCCUCACCCGAUCCCUUUUCGAACAAACGCGCCUCACGCUCAGAUGCCGGUUCACCCUUUCCGCCUCCACUACUCAACAUCGGCGACGGUGGUACUGGUGAGGACGACGUCCUCCCCGCGUUACGCAAGCGACUGGCGCACCUGAUCAAAGAUUUCCGUGCAAGAAUCACCAUCCUCCUCGGAGACCUGAUACAUCAGCCCGAUCACGACAUGCGCUGGUUGGCUAUGGUCAUGAACUUCAACGAUGUGUAUCAACCAAAGAGGCGGCAUAGCCACAGACGGGACAAGAAGCGAGAAAAAGAAAGGGAGACCCCCGCUGCAGCCGGAACGAAAUCAGUCAGUGGGAAGAGCGGCUCUUGA